UAUAAUAAUUAAGUUUGCAUAUUGCAGUCAGCCACGUAUAUGGUUUAAACCAUGAAAAAUUUAUUGUGCGACUCUGCAUAUUGCGCACCGUAAUACGUAAUCAUAAGAGAGAUCCAUUACGACUUGUGUUUCAGUGUCUCUCUUUCUUUGAUUUCUUUUCUUAGAUAAAAAAGAAAACCCAGAAUAUUUCAAGAGGCAUGAUAUGUAAAUCAAGGCACCAACCGCCUAGAUUCCCCACGUGCACACUGCUCUAAUCAUUCAAAAUCUUGGUCUUAUCCUUAAUAUGAUUCUUGAUCCUGGUCCGUAAUUGAAUCUUGAGUUCUCCAGAGCUUCCAAAGAGAAAUACAGAGCUUUCUUGGUUAAUUUCUUUGUUGAUUGAUACCUUAAGAGUUACUGUUAACAAAUGGAUGGUCCGGCCAGGCAAACAAGCUUCCGGCGGAGUAAGAUGACGAAGCAGUUGACAGGGAAAAGGGAUGAUUCUCCGUUCCAUGCGGCGGCAAGGGCAGGAAAUCUGGAAACGGUUUUGGAGAUUGUGUCUGAAACUGAUGAAGCAGAAUUGAAGGAGUUGUUGUCUAAGCAGAAUCAAUCAGGAGAAACUGCACUCUAUGUUGCUGCUGAGUAUGGGCAUGUUGAAUUAGUGAAGGAGAUGAUAAAGUAUUAUGAUAUUGGUUUGGCUGGUAUUAAAGCAAGAAAUGGGUAUGAUGCUUUUCAUAUUGCUGCAAAGCAAGGCGACUUGAAAACAUUGACAGUUCUGAUGGAGGCUAAUCCUGAACUUGCAAUGACUUUUGAUUCAUCGAACACCACCGCGCUGCAUUCUGCAGCUUCACAAGGCCAUGUUGAAGUGGUGAAUUUCCUCUUGGAGAAAGGUAGCAGCAACUUGGUCACCAUAGCAAAAAGCAACUCUAAAACUGCCUUGCAUUCAGCCGCAAGAAAUGGGCAUUUGGAGAUUCUGAGAGCCCUUCUGAUUAAGGAACCUGGAAUUGCUACAAGGAUUGAUAGGAAGGGCCAAACAGCUCUCCAUAUGGCUGUUAAAGGACAGAAUGUUGAGCUGGUGGAUGAGCUCAUUAUGUCUGAGACUUGUUUGAUAAACAUGGUUGAUUCUAAGGGCAACACUCCACUGCAUAUUGCGGCCCGUAAGGGUAGGACUCAGAUUGUAAAGAAGUUACUUGAACACAAAGGACUUGACAAAAUAGCUAUUAACAGAUCUGGAGAAACAGCCUUCGACACUGCUGAGAAAACUGGACAAUCUGAAGUUGCUUCCGUGUUAGAAGAGCACGGCGUACAGUCUGCCAGAUCUAUGAAGCCAGGCACAACAACAACAGCCCGUGAGCUAAAGCAAACUGUUAGUGACAUAAAACAUGAGGUUCACGACCAGAUUCAAACCACACGACAAACGCGAAAACGUGUUCAAGGUAUAGCCAAACGGUUGAACAAAAUGCACACAGAAGGUCUCAAUAAUGCAAUCAACUCAACCACUGUUGUUGCUGUACUGAUUGCUACGGUUGCAUUUGCUGCCAUAUACCAAGUCCCCGGUCAAUUUGCCGAUAACCCAGAGCAUCUUGCUCUGGGACAAUCUGCUGGAGAAGCAAAUGCUGCUUCAAAACCUGAGUUUAUGAUUUUCAUCAUAUUUGAUUCAAUUGCUCUCUUCAUAUCGCUGGCUGUUGUGGUUGUCCAAACUUCAAUUGUAGUUAUAGAGAGAAAGGCAAAAAAGCAACUCAUGGCAGUGAUUAACAAGCUAAUGUGGCUAGCCUGUGUACUGAUUUCGAUUGCGUUCCUUGCACUAGCAUAUGUUGUUGUGGGAGAUCAGGAAAAGUGGUUGGCUCUUUGGGUAACUGGUAUAGGGACUGUAAUCAUGGCAGCUACUAUUGGAACAAUGUGUUACUGGGUAAUCAUGCAGAAAAUUGAGUCUUCCCAAUUGCGGAGGUCAUCAAUAAGUAGAUCGCUAUCAGGGUCAAUGUCAGUUAUGGCAGAAACAGAAAUUUUGGAGAAUGAGCAUAAGAAACUCUAUGCAAUUUGAGAUUUGUUUUCUUGAUGCAUAGAAAUAUUUGGUCCUUAAUUUGUAUAUAGCUCAGUGUAACCUUAUUUCAACCAUUUUGCUUCUCACUCAAGCUGAGUGACUCGCACUUUUUGACAAUCUGCCAGAAGCAGAGAAUCACAACCUUUUUAUGUUGAAGUCAAUAGUAACUACAAAUUAGUAACUGA
Messenger RNA from Ricinus communis (castor bean), 2202 nucleotides. Its product is annotated as ankyrin repeat-containing protein At5g02620. Gene Ontology annotation, cellular component: plasma membrane. The transcript has 4 exons. The record is from RefSeq and is a predicted model, not a curated record. Gene Ontology annotation, molecular function: protein phosphatase regulator activity; protein phosphatase 1 binding. Bases 404 to 2017 code for a protein of 537 amino acids. NCBI's taxonomy places the organism in Eukaryota, Viridiplantae, Streptophyta, Magnoliopsida, Malpighiales, Euphorbiaceae.